Akanthomyces muscarius is the source of this 570-nucleotide messenger RNA. RefSeq lists its product as uncharacterized. Bases 1 to 570 code for a protein of 189 amino acids. The transcript has a single exon. The record is from RefSeq and is a predicted model, not a curated record. NCBI's taxonomy places the organism in Eukaryota, Fungi, Ascomycota, Sordariomycetes, Hypocreales, Cordycipitaceae.
AUGGGCCAGGUUCUGCAAUCAGCUCCAUGUCUUCUGUCGGAGCGCGUCCUACUGUCGCACAAAGUCCCAAGCACAUCAUCUCCUGGGACGUACAUCUCUUGCAUCCACCUGAGGCCAGAGCAGCUCGUGGCUCGUCACAUCUCCAACUGGCCAUCCAACGAUUUGCUGCGCAACGUCGACGGCCUGGUCGUCGGCAUCAUUCUUUGGCUGGCGAAUCUGUUUUACGGCGCCUUUCACGCCGCGGCCUGGAACGAGCAUUUCCCGAGCUCGACGGAAAAGUGGCUGUGGAGAGCAUCGGCCGCGUACAUUGCCAGCUGCGGCGGAUUCUGGGUCGUCCUGAACUCUGCGGUGUCGAGAUGGGCGCGGCUCAACAGCUUCUGGGAAAAGUGGAUGGACGGCGAAAAGUCGUUGCUGGGGACCAUGGCCCUUGCGGCUGUGGUGGUGCUCUGUGGUUCCAGCUUCGUCCUCGCCAGGAUGUACGUGGUGAUGGAGGCGUUUCUAAGCAUCCGGGAACUCCCCGCGAGUGCAUACCAGACACCACAGUGGGCAGAUGUCUUUCCGCAUCUAUAA